AAAUAAGUACAGAACAUAUGUCCCCAUAAUGGUAUUUUAAGUUAACUUAAAAGUUUUAAGUAAAUUGGCCUUGGAAAUGAAGAGUUUAUCAAGAAGACAAAUAGAUUAAACAAUCGCUCUUCAUAUUGUAGAUGGAACAAAGCUCCAAAUUUAUUAAAUCCUCUUGCAAAAGUGAUUUCUUGAUAUUGGCUGUCUCACGAACGUCUUCAAAGAAUUAUUGUUUUUCAUACUUGUAAAUUUUAUUUUGGCAAGAAAUGGUUGAAUAAAGAUCUGAAACUUCGAAACGCAAUCAAAAUCAAUGUCUUUGAAUUAAUGAAACAUUUAUAAUGCAUAUUAAAUAUUAAUAACGAAUUAAAAACGUUAGCGUAUGUGCCAUUUUUUAAAUUUGGUUAGUGUCGGUUAUAAUUUGGAAAUACAGGAACGCAAACAUCAAAGGUUCCAACAAGAGUUUCCCCUCUGUAAAAUUACUCUGUGAUAAAACGAUUGACACUAUGUACUAUAUCUAAUCUCUGAUAACCUAUUUUAAUGUCGUAAUGAAACGUGAUACAACGUCAUCAUAGAGCAUAGUUAGAAAAUUAGUGUAUGAUUUGUGCACCGUGAUUAUUCAUUAUUGUAAACUUAUUUUGUAUCAACAAUUCCCGUUACUUGAAUAUAUGUUUUGUACUUGAAAUAGUGUGCGAUUUUGUACUGGAAAUAUGUAUUACGAAGAGAGAAGUUCUUUGAACGUGAUUUGUAAUGAUAAUAAUGCAGUAGUCAUUGAUCUUCGAAGUGAUACUCUUACAAAACCAACCAAAAGGAUGAGGGAAGCAAUGUUUAAUGCUGAAGUUGGUGAUGAUGUUUAUGGAGAAGAUUCAACUGUUAAAAAGUUGGAAGAAAAAGCAGCAGAAAUGGUUGGAAUGGAAGAUGCAAUAUUUGUAUGUUCUGGAACUAUGGGAAAUUUAAUUGCUAUAAUGAAUCACUGCGACGUGAGAGGCAGCGAGGCAUACUGCGGUGACUCUGCCCAUUGUUUAUUACACGAACAAUGUGGUGCUUCUCAAAUCGCAGGUGUAAACCUUCGUCCAUUGCGGAAUAAUUCUGAUGGGACAUUUGACCUUUGUGAACUUGAAUCUCUACUUCGAAAAGACAGACAUCACGAGCCAAUUUCUAAAUUGGUUCUCGUGGAAAACACAAUAGAUGGAAAAAUUGUUCCACAAAGUUGGAUCAUAGAAUUAGUAACUUUUUGUAAGAAACAUAAUUUGAAGUUGCAUAUGGAUGGAGCACGAUUGUGGAAUGCAUCUGUAGGAUCUGGAAAAUCUGCUAAACAAAUCGUUUCAGGCUUUGAUUCUGUGACUUUUUGUCUUAGCAAGGGUUUAGGUGCCCCUAUAGGAUCCCUUCUUUGUGGAAGCAAGGAAUUUGUUGCUAAAGCAAGAAGAGUGAGGAAAGUGCUAGGUGGUGGUAUGCGACAAGUUGGUAUUCUUGGCGCAGCCGGACUUGUAGCUCUUGAAGACACGAUUCCAAUUUUGAAAGAUGAUCACAGAAGAGCUUUGCAUUUUGCCUCUUCCAUAAAUGAUAUUCAGUCGACGAUAUUUACAGUCGAUUUAAAAACCGUACAAACAAACAUGGUUUUUGUACGCGUUGAUCCCGACCUUGUUUCUGCAACAAAUUUUGCUAAUCGCUUACGAAAUGUUUGUGAUGACAAUGACGAUGACAAGAUUAUUGUGAAAUGUUUGGCUCUAAACGAGUCAUUUGUUAGGUUCGUGUUCUUUCAUGAGAUUACGGAUAAUCAAUUAAUGCUGGCUAUCCGAAAGGUUAAAUAUGUUAUUGCAAAAUUAGACUCUAGGAUUUCAUUGCCAUGAUGUAGUCUGUAUGCUUUAGUAGUUUUUAAGGGAGCCUGCCACUUCAGUGAAAAAAAGAAUGAAAUAAAAAUGAAAAUAUUCCUAUGAUAAAA
This is a messenger RNA of Hylaeus volcanicus, 1927 nucleotides long. Its product is annotated as L-allo-threonine aldolase. Gene Ontology annotation, cellular component: cytosol. The transcript has 5 exons. Lineage: Eukaryota; Metazoa; Arthropoda; Insecta; Hymenoptera; Colletidae. The record is from RefSeq and is a predicted model, not a curated record. Gene Ontology annotation, biological process: glycine biosynthetic process; L-threonine catabolic process. Bases 696 to 1835 code for a protein of 379 amino acids. Gene Ontology annotation, molecular function: L-allo-threonine aldolase activity.